Tachyglossus aculeatus (Australian echidna) is the source of this 1035-nucleotide messenger RNA. RefSeq names its product dual oxidase maturation factor 1-like. NCBI's taxonomy places the organism in Eukaryota, Metazoa, Chordata, Mammalia, Monotremata, Tachyglossidae. The record is from RefSeq and is a predicted model, not a curated record. The transcript has 6 exons. Gene Ontology annotation, cellular component: endoplasmic reticulum membrane. Gene Ontology annotation, biological process: protein transport. The coding region runs from base 1 to 1035 and encodes 344 amino acids.
AUGCCCGCCUUCGGAAACACCUUCCCCUUCUACACGGGCCCCAAGCCGGUCUUUCCCGUGGACACUACCUGGGCCGUCACCGCCGCCGUCUUCCUGACCGCGCUGGUCACCUUCAUCACUAUCCUGCCGGGCAUCCGGGGCAAGUCGAGGCUGUUCUGGCUGCUGCGUGUCGUGAUCAGCCUCUACAUUGGAGCCGCCACAUUGGCGGUGAAUUUCAGCGCGGAGUGGGCCGUGGGCCGAAUCAGCGCCAACACUACGUACAAGGCGUUCAGUACAGCACGGGUGAGUGUGGACGUCGGGCUGCAGGUCGGGCUGAGAGGCGUCAACAUCACCCUGAAAGGGACCCCCGUGCACCAGCUGAACGAGACCAUCGACUACAACGAGCGGUUCGACUGGCGGUUCGGGAAGAACUACGAGGAGGCCUACGAGGCCGGGCUGGAGAAGGGGCUGCCGGACCCGGUGCUCUACCUGGCCGAGAAGUUCUCCCCGCCCAGCCCCUGCGGCCUGCACCGACAGUACCGCCUGGCCGGACACUACGCCUCGGCCACACUCUGGAUGGCAUUUCUGUGCUGGCUGCUGGCCAACGUCCUGCUGUGCAUGCCCGCGCUGGUCUACGGUGGCCACAUGCUCCUGGCCACGGGCCUCUUCCUGCUCCUGUCGCUGCUCUUCUUUUCCACGGCCACCGCCCUGACACCCCCAUGCCUCCUCCGCCUGGGCCCUGCCACGCUGCAAACCCACCAGGGCACCGCCUUCUGGCUCACGCUGUUCACGGGGCUGCUCUGCCUGGGGCUGGGCCUGGCGGUGAUGGUCCUCAACCGGACAAGGCCGGACAGACUCAAGAUUUUCUUCAACCAGAGCGAGGUGGGGCGACCCGAGGUGGGAAGGCCCAGCCCUCGCUACCGGCCCGUGCUGGACAUCGCCCUGUCGGAGGCCCUCCUGGAGGAGGACGAGCCCACCGCCAGCUCCUCCCCCAGCUCCUCGCCCGGCCCGGCUCCCAGUCCCGGCCCUUCCCUCGCCCCUGGCAGUUCCCCUUAG